This is a messenger RNA of Mycena indigotica, 1074 nucleotides long. Its product is annotated as MYND finger domain-like protein. Lineage: Eukaryota; Fungi; Basidiomycota; Agaricomycetes; Agaricales; Mycenaceae. Gene Ontology annotation, molecular function: hydrolase activity. The record is from RefSeq and is a predicted model, not a curated record. The transcript has 3 exons. The coding region runs from base 1 to 1074 and encodes 357 amino acids.
AUGGACUGCAUUGACGUCUGCUACAAGACUGUCGGCUCCCACCCAAUCUACCUCAACGUCUACCCUCCCAAAGACCUGAUCCCCGGUCAACGGUUACCAGCGCUCAUCUACUUCCACGGUGGCGGCCUCACGGUCGGAACUAGGACAAGCUGGUUCCCCACCUGGCUAACCACAAGACUGGCCGCAUCGGGCAUCGUUUUUAUCUCGGCUGCCUAUCGGCUCUUUCCUCAGGCGACCCUGCACGACAUUGGCGAUGACGUCAAAGACAUCUUCACAUUCUUGUCCAAGAAGGACUUAUCAUUCAGAGCAGAGAGUGGGCAGUUGUUUGGAGUUGAUGCAGAGCGGAUUGGUGUCGCUGGGACUAGCGCAGGCGGGACUUGCGCCUAUCUCGCCGCAAUCCACGCCGUUCCAAGGCCAAAAGCCGUGUUGGGGAUAUACGCGAUGUUGGGCAACGCUUUCUCUGCCCAUGUCCUCACUCCCAAAACCGCAAUAUUUUCGCGUGGACGCGAGCUGCUCGAUCCUGCCAAAUUCGCCCACCUCCUCUACCCAGGCUAUCUCUCCGACACGACAAUAACCACUGAAUCCGAAUUGGCCUACCUCCCCGCGGACUCCCCCACUCCCGGUUGGCCCGCCAACCCCCGCAUGCCGCUCUCCCGCUUGUAUCAACAGCUUGGCACAAUGCUCGACUACUGCACCGGCCUCCACAGCCCCAGCCUCUCUGCAUCUCUCCGGCCGCUCCUCGCAGAGUACCCGGCAGAAUCCGACGCGCUUGCGCUCCACGACGCGGUUUUGGCCUCUGGACUCGUCCCCGGCGACCAACACGUGAUCAUACCCCAGUUCAACAUUUCGCGCGACUUCCCCCCGACAUAUUUGUGGCAUGGCGCGCUGGACACCGCCGUUCCGUGUGCCGAAUCACGCGUCAUGGGUGCGCUGCUGGAGCGGGCCGGUGUCCCAGUCACGCUCCGUGUUGUCGAAGGGGUCGACCACUCGUUUGACUAUGUGCCAGACGCGGAGGAGCGGUAUGGGCACUAUUUUGACGAGAUGGUGCAGUUUUUGAAGACAAAUCUGGGUUAA